This is a messenger RNA of Cheilinus undulatus (humphead wrasse), 3060 nucleotides long. It is a transcript of the gene aifm2, whose product is annotated as apoptosis inducing factor mitochondria associated 2. Gene Ontology annotation, molecular function: flavin adenine dinucleotide binding; electron-transferring-flavoprotein dehydrogenase activity. Bases 101 to 1222 code for a protein of 373 amino acids. Gene Ontology annotation, cellular component: mitochondrion; cytoplasm. The record is from RefSeq and is a predicted model, not a curated record. Lineage: Eukaryota; Metazoa; Chordata; Actinopteri; Labriformes; Labridae. Gene Ontology annotation, biological process: positive regulation of apoptotic process; apoptotic mitochondrial changes. The transcript is spliced from 9 exons.
GUGGUCAGUCAGAGUGGCGUCCAUGUAUUGAAAACUCGACCAGAGGGACGGUAUUAGCAGUGACUGUCCCGCUUGAGAGACCUGUCUACUGUCAGCAGAGAUGGGAGGUCAGGCCUCAUCCAUGGCAGAGGGCGUCCAUGUUGUCGUCGUUGGCGGUGGAUUCGGCGGGAUCGCCGCGGCUCAGCAGCUGAAAUCACAAGGAUUCAGCUUCACCCUGAUCGACAUGAGAGACGCUUUCCACCACAACGUGGCGGCACUCAGAGCGUCUGUAAAGCCUGGCUUUGCUCAGCGGACCUUCAUCCAAUAUGCAGCGACGUUUGGAGACAGUUUUGUUCAGGGCAGAGUGGAGCGAGUGAACACGGCAAUGCAGACCGUCAUCCUGGAGGGUGGGAGGGAGAUUCAUUACACCCAUCUCAUCCUGUGUACUGGGACUGAUGGAAAUUUUCCUGGAAAGUUCAACACAGUGGCGUCAUAUGAAACUGCCAUCCAAACCUACGAGGACUUUGUAAAGCAGAUCCAGGCAGCAGACUCUGUGUUAGUCAUCGGUGGAGGAUCGACAGGGGUGGAGAUGGCCGCUGAGAUCAAAACGGAGUAUCCUGAGAAGAGGGUGGUCCUGGUCCAUUCCAGAGUGGCGCUGUCAGACCCUGAGCUGCUGCCCAGCGUCAGACAGGAAGCUAAAGUGGUUCUGGUUGAGAAAGGAGUGGAGCUGCUGCUUGGUCAGAAAGUAGAGAAUAUGUCUGAGCUGAAGCUGAAUGUGACCCAGAAAAACAUGGUGGUUACCACAGAUAAAGGAACCAGUCUGACAGUUGAUCUAGUCAUCAGCUGCAUUGGACUGAAGAUCAACUCUGCUGCAUACGCCUCAAGCUUCUCCGACUGUCUGGCUGAGAACGGUGCUCUGAAGGUGAAUGAGCACCUACAGGUCAAAGGUUACUCAAAUGUUUAUGCCGUUGGCGACUGUGCCGACGUCAAUGAGCCCAAGAUGGCGUACCACGCUUCACUGCACGCUUCUGUUGCUGUUGGCAACAUCCUCAACAGCCUGACGGAGAAUCCGCUGAGUUCAUACCGCCCAGGAAGUGUCACCAUGUUGCUGGCGAUGGGCUGUGACGAUGGCGUGGGCCAGUUCAGUGGGUUUAAGUUGCCUCGCUUUGCGGUUGCCCUUGCCAAGAGUCGAGACCUGUUGUUAUGGAAGAGCUGGAGGGAAAUGGGGCAGAAACAACCCUAAAAGGAGAAGGACUGAGACCGAUCUAGACUUAAGACCCACCACACCUUAAUGAUAAAUCACCAGCCUAACUUUCAAAUACGUUUUGCAAUGCAUAUAUUUGAUGAAAAUGUUGCAGUUCUGCUUUUGUAUGGACAAAAACAUAUGACUGCAAAAAGAAACAAGACCAAACUAAUUACACUUCACUUCCAAUGGUAGCGUGUACAGUUUUGCCAAAUUUCCAGUGAUCUUGUGGAGUAAUGUCAUUAAAAUAGAAAAUCAGCUUUGAAUUUCCAAGAAGAGGAGAUAAAUUAGUCAGAAUAAUGAGAAAACAUUUGAAUUUGUCUACUUCAUCUGUAAAACAGAGUAAAAAUGGAUGUAUAUCCACCAAUGGCUCUUGUUCUUCAUAGACUAUUGCCACCAUUUUUAACUCCCUCAUUUGUACUUAAUGCUUUUAAUUUUAAAAGCUCCCUGCACACUGAAUCAAGUCAUUUAUAGGAAGGUUUAUUAUGGUAAAACUUAGAGAGACACAGCCAACACUUAGCAAACUCGCACCUGGUAUGAAAGCUGAGCUGGUGGUGGAGUGAACACACGCUGCCAGUCUGAAAAGGCCGGUUACUGCAUGAGAACAGCCACUGAGGAGCGCACUAGCCAAAUGACGUCACUCUACCAGUGUGGGCAAAAACAUGGUGACCUCCUGGGAGUUUAUAAGCUCAGAUUUACCCAAAAAUGCUGAUAUCUAGUGAGUUUUCUUGUUCAGUAUACAUAUAGGAGAUACAAACACUGUAUAUCUAUCCAAUAAGGUGAAUUUGUCAGGUCAUGUCUGGUUCCUUUUAACAAAUUCUGUUUGAGGCCUUUUGUUCUUUUUGUAUACAGCAUUCAUCGCAUUAUCAAUAUUUGUCAUUUAUCUCUAUCCUCAUUCUAAACUCUUCUUUCUGCCCAAGUUGAAAAUAUUUAGAUAAAACUGGCAGCUUCUUCACACUGAACUCCUACUAGGCAGCGAUCCACUGUCACCUAAAAUAAACCUUGUCUUACCACUGUUCACAUACAUGAACUACUGAUUACUUGGCUGCCUUUAUGCUCACUGAUCACUUUAUUAGGUACACCUGUUACACUGCUUUUAAAAGGGAAAUAUCCAAGCAGCCCAUCACAUAAUAAACUCCCACUGUGGGAGUAGUCUGCUCUCAAUGUCUUAGCUGCUCCUCACUUGCUCCAAAAGUCCAUAAAAAGGGCCUCCAAACUUUUUUUUUUUGCAUGAAGAGGUUAGCAAUGGCUUAACAGUGUUGAAAAAAAAAAAAGUUUUUUUUUACACUUUCAGCCAGUUUUUUAUUCUUUAAACCUGUGGGGAAAAUAGGUUAAAGUAGCAAAAAAGGUUCUAAAUGCCAAACAUAUGUUCAAAGUGGAUAAAAAGUGGUUUAAAAAGGGUUACAAGUGGCAUAAACAUGGUGAAAGGUGUUAAAAAGUGGCAUGACAAAACCAUUCCAGCAUCAGACCCCAUAAUAGAUUUAUGAAGUUUUCAGCUCCAAAAUGAGGGAACUGUUUGCAAGGAUACUAGCACUAAUGCUACUGCUCCAGCACACAUUGUCAAUAAAUCACAAAUUCAUAGGGACCAAUCACAGGGGUUUUUCAGGAGCCCUUUCUCAAGGUUUGUCAGGCGCCCAUCAAAUUCCAUGGGCAGACCUGAGUGUACCUAAUAAAGUGAUCGUUGAGCCUUAGAGUUAUUCAUUACACAGUUUCUGCCAGUCAGAUUAAAUGCAUACUUUUUACAGUGGAGUUGAAAUAAAGUGCAUGUAGUAAAAAUGUAUAAACAGUUUCUUUAUUCUAUUUUUUCAAACAAUAAAUAAAACAUUUUAUUCUGAAAA